Messenger RNA from Molossus molossus (Pallas's mastiff bat), 2370 nucleotides. It is a transcript of the gene NDNF, whose product is annotated as neuron derived neurotrophic factor. Gene Ontology annotation, biological process: extracellular matrix organization. Bases 128 to 1831 code for a protein of 567 amino acids. The transcript is spliced from 4 exons. The record is from RefSeq and is a predicted model, not a curated record. Gene Ontology annotation, molecular function: protein binding. NCBI's taxonomy places the organism in Eukaryota, Metazoa, Chordata, Mammalia, Chiroptera, Molossidae.
CGCCCCGUCCCCGCGGGUCCGAGCACUGGGCGCAGCGUCCAGCCGAGGCGGGACGUGGACCGUCGGCGCCCACAGCGCGGGGACAGAGUUCGCUCGCCCCAGGGGGAACCAGCACAUUUUCUCCAGGAUGACGCCCCUGCAGUGGCGGCUGCUGUGGCUGCUGCUCCCCCUCAGCUCCCGGGCCCAGAAGCUCCCCACUCGCGACGAGCAGCUCUUCCAGAUGCAGAUCCGGGACAAGGCGUCCUUCCACCUCUCGUCGGUGCUUCCGGACGGGGCUGAAAUCAGCAGCUAUCUCUUCAGAGACACACCGAAGAGGUACUUCUUCGUGGUGGAGGAAGACAACACACCGCUGUCGGUGACGGUGACUCCCUGCGACACGCCCCUGGAGUGGAAGCUGAGCCUGCAGGAGCUGCCCGAGGAGGCGAGUGGGGAGAGCUCAGGGGAGCCGGAGCCCCUGGAGCAGCAGAAGCAGGUCACCAGUGAGGAAGCCACGGAGCUGCUGUCCUACAAAGGCAACGACGUGGAGUCCUUCGUGUCCUCCAGCGCCCCCGCUGGGUUGUACCAGCUGGAGCUCCUGUCCACCGAGAAGGACACGCACUUCAAAGUCUAUGCCACCACCACGCCGGAGUCCGACCAGCCCUACCCGGAGCUACCCUACGACCCCAGAGUGGACGUCACCUCCCUGGGGCGCACCACGGUCACUCUGGCCUGGAAGCCGAGCCCCACGGCCUCUUUGCUGAGGCAGCCCAUUCAGUACUGCGUGGUCGUCAACCGAGAGCACAACUUCAAGAGCCUGUGCGCCGUGGAGGCGAAGCUGAGCGUGGACGACGCCUUCAUGACGGCGCCGAAGCCGGGCCUGGACUUCAGCCCCUUCGACUUCGCCCACUUCGGCUUCCCGUCGGGGAAUUCGGGCAAAGAGCGCAGCCUCCUGGCCAAGCUGCCCCCGAAGCCGGGCCGCCCCGUCCACGCGCGGCCCAAGCCGGACAUCCAGAAGCUCUGCAUAGGGAACAAGAACAUCUUCACCGUCUCGGACCUGAAGCCCGACACGCAGUACUACUUCGACGUCUUCGUGGCCAACAGCCGCAGCAACACGAGCACCGCCUACGUGGGCACCUUCGCCAGGACCAGGGAGGAGGCCAAGCAGAAGACGGUGGAGCUGAAAGACGGCAGGGUGACGGACGUCUUCGUGAAGAGGAAGGGAGCCAAGUUUCUACGGUUCGCUCCCGUCUCCUCGCACCAGAAGGUCACCUUCUUCGUCCACUCGUGUCUGGACGCUGUGCAGAUCCAGGUGAGGCGAGAUGGGAAGCUGGUUCUGUCCCAGAACGUGGAAGGCAUUCGGCAGUUCCUGCUCCGGGGCAGGCCCAAGGCCAAGUAUCUGGUCCGGCUGAAGGGGAACAAGAAGGGGGCGUCCAUGCUGAAAGUCCUGGCCAGCACACGGCCCAGCAAGCACACCUUCCCCGCCCUGCCCGAGGACACGCGGGUCAAAGCCUUCGACAGGCUCCGCACCUGCUCCUCGGCCACCGUGGCCUGGCUGGGCACCCAGGAGAGGAACAAGUUUUGCAUCUACAAGAGGGAAGUGGAUGACAGCUACAACGACGAGCAGAAGAGAAGAGAGCAGAAUCAGUGUCUGGGGCCAGACACGAGGAAGAAGUCAGAGAAGGUCCUGUGUAAAUACUUCCACAGUCAGAACCCGCAGAAGGCGGUGACCACAGAAACGGUUAAGGGUCUCCAGCCUGGGAAAGCUUACCUGCUGGAUGUUUAUGUCAUAGGACACGGGGGCCACUCCGUGAAGUACCAGAGCAAAGUCGUGAAAACCAGGAAGUUCUGUUAGUGACCCGGCGUGCAGGGGUGUCACGCAGACCUCCAGGAGAGACGGUGAGCACCCCGCACAGAGACCCCGGGGCCUGUACUUGUUCUGUGGACGCACCGUGUCAGCGUGUGUCUGUGGAUGCUGGCAGUCACUGUUGGAGGAGACUCGGUCUCGUGGGUACCUGGUGUCACAGACAGGACAUCACAAAUGAACUGCCUGCCGUCCCUUGCUUUGACCACUGCAUGAACUGCUUCUAAAUUAUUUUAUUACCUAGAAGUUUAAAAUAUGCCAUUCAUUGCACACAUCCAGAAAAUGCCAACCAUUCCUCUCUGUAGGUGCUAGGAUAUAUCUAUAUAAAUUAUUUUAUAAAGUCUUGUUUUAAAUGUCAGUGUUUCUAUGAUCGUCAACUAUUACACCCUUUUCCUGCUAAAGUACAGAUCGAAUCUGAGUAUCUGAAGUGGACAGUCCGCUAGCCAGUGAUACUGUAAAUUCUUAUCUGUUGAGUCAAGUGUUUAAAUGCUGAAUGUAUCUCAUGUACAAAGUUGACACGUUAUAUUCAU